Molecule: messenger RNA, 2166 nt
Organism: Trichoderma virens Gv29-8
Lineage: Eukaryota; Fungi; Ascomycota; Sordariomycetes; Hypocreales; Hypocreaceae
Exons: 1
Coding region: 1-2166 (721 amino acids)
Source: RefSeq, a predicted model, not a curated record
AUGGAGCCCUUGACAGACGAUUUCCAAAAUGCCACAUUGAAUCCAAUCUCACUCUGCGGAGACUGUUGGCAGAUCAACUUCUCCGCUCUAUUUGAUCCUGAUGUUGAGGAUAUGCAACUUAAUUCUAUAUCUGUCAAAGAUGCCGAGAAGGCCGAAGCUUCUUGCCAAUUCUGCCGUCUCCUGCUCCGAGAGGCACGGCAUUUGGCACGUAGUGGGCGUGUUAUUCACCAGAGAAACGGCCAACCUCUAGUUUUCAAUUUUGAACGUGAAUUCCAGGCAGGCUCAUCAGGACACGGCAUUUCUGAGUUUACGACAACUAUUCUUCUAAAAGUUAAUCUGCAACCAGUACCGACUCCAGAGGACUCUGAGAUUAAGUUCAACAUCUGUCCCAUUUUCACGGAUAGAGGUGAUGAUCACCUUCAGUGUGCCCAACUUGUCUCCAGAGACAAGAUUGACUUGGGGCUAUGCAGCAAGUGGCUCCGGGAAUGCGAGAAACGACAUCUACCACACUGCCAGGAUCCUGGCCGGGAAAUAGAGAAAUCCCUCCUGCCCGAAGGGUUUCGUCUUGUCGAUACCGUUGAUGAGUGCAUAAUUCUAGCACCACAGAAUUGUCGCUAUAUUGCACUAAGCUAUGUCUGGGGCCAAGUCGCUACGUUGAGACUCGGCGAGGACAGUGCCAAUGAAUUUGAACGUCCUGGAAGCCUGGCACGACAUAUGGCCGAUUUAUCUAAAACAGUUCAGGAUGCCAUUCAUGUAGUCAGAUCUAUGGGUGAACGAUACCUAUGGGUCGACAGUCUAUGUAUCAUUCAAGACUCGCCUCAAAAAGCAGAACAAAUUGGCAAGAUGGACAGUAUUUAUGGAGCAGCUGUCCUUACAAUAGUUGCUGCAUAUGGCUCGGAUGCCAACGCUGGUUUGAGAGGAGUCCGCCCAGGCUCCCGAAUCUUCGACCAGUCCGCAGCGACUAUCUGGCACGAUCUCACUCUUGUGGCUACUGCCCCAUCACCGGGGGAUAUUGCAGAGUCAAUUUGGGCAACUCGAGGUUGGACGUACCAAGAACAGCUACUAUCGCAGCGACUACUGGCUUUCACAACAGAUGGCCAGGCGGUAUGGCAGUGCGCAUCUAGUCACCUACUGGAGGAUGCUCCAUCUAUCAUUAAGGUAUAUCCACCCAAACGGUUAAGGCAGCUGCAAGCCGAAUUCAGGCUCAAUGAGCGCCAACCAGAGCCAAACCCGACGUUGUCACUGCUACCACUACAACAGCCAGACGCAAUCACAGAGUACAUAGCGGUUGUUGAGGGCUACACCAAAAGACAAUUUACCUUUGACGAUGAUAUUCUGAUUGCAUUCGAAGGCUUUGGUAGUCUCCUUCAGCGUCAUCUGAAUACUCGUUUUCUUGCUGGCCUUCCGGAAGCGUACCUGGACCAGGCAUUGUUGUGGAUUCCUUCGACUAAACAGAAGCGAAGAGAAGGUAGCAAGAACCAUCUUCCCAGUUGGUCUUGGGCAGGAUGGAUUGGACACGCGCAUUACGAAAAACUGGAUUCCUCGAAGACUGAGAGGGUGUUACCUACGGUAAAAUGGUAUUACAAUGAGAGCAAAAAGGGCGCCAAGCUAAUCAAUCAGAUUGGAAUUGGAAUAGAUGAGUCACGAUUUGGGGAAGAAAGGAGCUCAAAUACAUUCUGCUGGGUGCCUAUUUUCGAGUUACUGGGGAAUUCGCUCAACAGUUUGCCAACAAGCAAUCUCGAUUCACAGCAACGCCCAUUUCUUCAAUUUUGGACGUCUUGCUCGCUACUGCACAUUGCCCCUGGGGAGACAGCUCGCCUUGCUGCAAGUCAGAGAGAGUCAUCUAUGAACCCUCCAGUCAAAUUACACCUCGUUCUGGGACAGCUUGCAAGACAACUGAGUGGAUACCUUGUCUUGAAUGGAGAAAGGCUGCCGGAGCUUGAUCAAGCUCGACAUGAGUUUAUUGUAUUAUCUGAAGCCCAAUUUGCCGGAUUUAAUCCUAUUACUUCGGCGUGCACACCAUCAAAUAAGAGCAUGAUGUACAAUGUGAUGCUGAUUGAAUGGGACGACCGCCGGGAGACGGCAUGUCGACUAGGUAUUGGGAGAGUGUUGAAGCAAGCCUGGCAUGCGUCAAAACCUGUUAUAAAAUUCAUCACGCUAGGUUAA